AUGGUCAAGGCCAACGUGCUUGAGCCCCUGUGCGAGCUGUUGAAGUCCACCGACUCGAACCUGUUGAAGGUCGUGCUGGAGGCCAUCGAGAACAUUCUCAAGGCCGGCCAGGAGCACGCGUCAAAGACUGGCGCCAACCCAUACGUCGACCUCAUUGAGCAGUUUGGUGGCGACCAACAACUGAUCGAGCUGCAGAAUGUCAAGAACAAGGAUGUCUACACCAAGGCUCAAAACAUCCUCGAGGACUUCUUUGAUGUGCAAGCCGACGACAUGGAGAACACCGAGCCAAACAACAUGGGCUCCACCUUCAACUUCAACGCUCCACGUACCAACGACAUUAUCUUC
Molecule: messenger RNA, 345 nt
Organism: Acytostelium subglobosum LB1
Lineage: Eukaryota; Evosea; Eumycetozoa; Acytosteliales; Acytosteliaceae
Exons: 1
Biological process (GO): NLS-bearing protein import into nucleus
Cellular component (GO): nucleus
Molecular function (GO): protein binding; nuclear import signal receptor activity
Source: RefSeq, a predicted model, not a curated record